This is a messenger RNA of Branchiostoma belcheri (Belcher's lancelet), 1537 nucleotides long. RefSeq lists its product as uncharacterized. The transcript has 10 exons. Bases 275 to 1261 code for a protein of 328 amino acids. NCBI's taxonomy places the organism in Eukaryota, Metazoa, Chordata, Leptocardii, Amphioxiformes, Branchiostomatidae. The record is from RefSeq and is a predicted model, not a curated record.
ACCUUUUACCCCGAGUUCGGAGUUUCACGUCUGACAUUCAAACGCAACUGCGCAGUUGGAGAUCUAACGUCGAGCAAAAGUGCGCAGUUGGAGACCUCAGUUUUAAUAUAUAGCAGUUUGAAAGCUUUUAGCAGUUUGGGACUACCGUUCGCAGUUUGAGAGCUUUUGGCAGUCUGAAACCUAACGUCAAUCCGCAAGUUCGCAAUUUGUGACCUGAUUUUUAACGACAACUUCGCAGUUUGAGACUACCGUAGCAGUUAGCCAGUGGCCGGCCAUGGACGAGCCAGGCGGUAGGCGCAUCAGGCUGGGACCGAGAGAGAUGACGUUCGGCUCCGCGGAGCUUCAGAUUCUCCAGCCGUCCAACCAGCUUCUGGGGGACCCGGGGGCGCUCAGGCGGGAACUGGCGGACAGGGGUUAUCUCUUCAUCCGGGGUUUGCAUGACAGACAGGAAGUGUUGGACGCGCGUCUGGAGGUUCUUAAGUACGUGAAGGAGUCAGGAGAAGGGAAGUUGGAUGCUUCGUUCCCAUGGCAACAAGGAGUGCUGGAUUCAAGAUGCGGCCGAGGGUGCGUCCCUUUCAUGGAGGGCAAGAACUCCAUCACACAUUCCGACGCCGUCCUGAAAGUCAUCGAAGGACCGAGACCCCGUGCGUUCUUCCGGACCCUUCUUGGUACAGAGCCUCAAACAUUCGACUACAAGUGGCUCAGAGCCAUGUACAACGAAGGCUUUACGGGCGCGCACGUGGAUUGGGUGUACAUGUCACGUGGCACGGACCAGCUCUUCACCAUGUGGACGCCGCUCGGAGACGUUACCAUGGAGAUGGGCACUCUGGCCGUCUGCGAGGGCUCACACAAGCUGCAGAGUUUUCAGCACUUUCAGGAGACAUACGGAAGUCUGGACGUUGAGGAGGCAAGGCUCAAAGGAACGGGGUUCUUCACGGAGGACCCUGAUGAGAUCACGCAGCGGUUCGGAGGUCAGUGGAAGUCGUCGGAUUUCCAGGCCGGAGACGCGCUCAUUUUUACCAUGAGAACCGUGCACAUGUCGACUGUCAACACCACGCGGUUCGCAAGGGUCAGCUGCGAUACAAGGUGGCAGCCAGCCGGACUCCCAGCCGACCCGCGGUUCACGGGAGACCUGGGCCCGGUUGUCCCGCGGUUCGGCGUGCACGGCAAAGACGGGACCGUGCAGGAGUCCGAAGUCACCAUGGAGGAGUUGAAGGAAAAAUGGGGAUUUCGUCAGCUGUUAAGUCUUAAAACCAUCUAACUAAUGACAAUGAUCUUGUAACAAGCCGUGGCUAGGGUAGACAAGCACCAGCAGGAGGACUAAAAUUUUAGAAUAAAACAGAAUGUAAAAAGAGAACGGAGAACUCAAGUUCACAGUAGAGAACACUGAGAGUGCACAGAAAUACGCUUAAGUCUUUUUUUAUUCGCAGUUAGUGGGCUUUAAUUCUCGAUGUUUUAUUUUCAGCGAAUUCAGUCAGAUUUAGUUCUUUUUGGUCUUUUGUUUCGUCCUUUCACAAAGCCCAAGAGAAAUUAAAUA